Molecule: messenger RNA, 4762 nt
Organism: Anopheles merus
Lineage: Eukaryota; Metazoa; Arthropoda; Insecta; Diptera; Culicidae
Product: alpha-N-acetylgalactosaminidase
Exons: 7
Coding region: 231-1517 (428 amino acids)
Biological process (GO): oligosaccharide metabolic process; glycosylceramide catabolic process; glycoside catabolic process
Cellular component (GO): cytoplasm
Molecular function (GO): alpha-galactosidase activity
Source: RefSeq, a predicted model, not a curated record
CGGGGGUCGACGCUCCCGCUGGGCCAGUUUAUGGUCUCUCGAGUACCCGCCGGAACACCGUCAACAAACGGAUUGAUAAAACCGACCAACCGCCUAUCUUAAUGGGUCAGAUUAAAGGGUAGGUCAGCGGGUUGUUCUUGGUAUAAAAUGUGACCACGCCAGAACUGGGAAUGCUAGUCGCUGGCUAGGAAAGCAUUGGAAAAGCAUUGCAAUUUUUUGGUAGAGCAAUAAUGGUGAACCCGAAAGUCGAUAUCGUUCUACUAGGAGCGCUGGUCGUCAGUACCGCCCUGGUAGUUCACGCACUGGACAAUGGUCUUGCGCACCGGCCACCGAUGGGUUGGAUGAGCUGGGAGCGAUACCGGUGCAUAACGGACUGCAGCAGGUAUCCGGAUGAGUGCAUCAGCGAGGCACUGUUCAAGCGCAUGGCCGACUUGAUGGUUUCCGAGGGCUACCGGGACGCUGGCUACGAGUACGUGAACAUCGACGACUGCUGGAUGGCAGACGAGCGCGAUGAGGAUGGGGUGCUGCAACCGAACAAGGAACGGUUUCCCAACGGAAUCAAACAUUUGGCAGACUAUAUCCACGAGCGUGGCCUUAAGUUUGGCAUCUAUCAGGACAUUGGCACGAAAACGUGCGCCGGCUACCCUGGGAUGGUGGGCUACUUCAAGCUGGAUGCUGAGACGUUCGCCGAUUGGGGUGUGGACUUUAUCAAAAUCGAUGGAUGCUACGCGGACGUCGAGCUGAUGGUGAAUGAUUACAUCAAGUUUGGAGAGUAUAUGAACCGGACGGGUCGCCCGAUACUGUACUCCUGCUCGUGGCCCGCCUACCAGGAGUAUGAUGGAAUCAUCCCCGAUUACGAUCAGCUGAAGGAAACCUGCAACAUGUGGCGUAACUGGGGUGACAUCGAGGAUUCGCACCAGUCGGUGGUGGAGAUUACGAAAUACUUUUCCGACCAUCAAAACAGAAUCGUCCCGCACCACGGACCGGGGCACUGGAAUGAUCCCGAUACGCUUAUCCUGGGCAAUUAUGGGCUGAGCUACGAUCAGAGCAAAUCGCAGCUGGCCGUUUGGACCGUCAUGGGCGCACCGCUGCUCAUAUCGAACGAUCUGGCAAAGGUUCGGCCGGAGAUAAAGGAGCUGCUACUGAACAAAGCCAUCAUAAGGGUGAACCAAGAUCCGCUCGGCAUCCAGGGAAGGCUGGUGAAGACGGUCAACAAGAUAGAGAUCUGGAAACGGCCCAUCAUGCCCCGGGUGGGUCACGAGCUGACGCAAGCGAUCGCGUUCGUUUCACGCCGGGCCGACGGUGCACCGUACCCGCUGCGCGUGAAGCUGCAGGAAGACGUCGGCCUUAGCAAUAGCACCAACAUGAAGGGCUACAAAGUUUACGAUCUGUUCGAUGCAAAGGCGGCUCCAUUGCUGGUGCGCGCCGGCAGCACGUUCGAGACAAGAAUCAACCCGACCGGGGCCAAUCUGUUCCGCUUUGUGCCGCAGUUUGGGACGAAUUUUAUCAGCUUCUAAGCGGCUGGAGACGCAUUAGAAAUGUAUUCCCUAACUGUAGAUCGUAAGACUGAAAAUGAAGCAAAGACAGAGAGAGAGAGAGAGAGGAUGUUUGUGGCUGAAAGUAAGAUGAGCGGCAAGAAUCCAUUGCAAAGAACGAAAGCUAAGCGUUGUUAGUGUAGCAACAGAAACAGCCUGCUAGAAGUGCUCUCCCAUCCGGUUUCUUUGUUGUACACGAGGGAUGUACACACGGUAAGGUCUUCCAGCAAGUGUCAAGGUCAGUGUGCGCGCACUGUUGCAUCGAUGUAUCCCGUAUGGACGAACGAAACGAAAUUCAUGCUUCCCUUGGUUUACCACACAAAACGAAUCCCACGCAACGAUACUGCGCCCGCGGACAGGGCACCACUAACCGAACUGCUUACUUGCGUUUUCCUCUCCUCCCUGUUUUUUUUUCUCGUUCUGUUGUCUUCCGCGCUCUGGAUGGGAGAGCUGGAAGCUUUGCCUGGUCUUGGUUUCUAUCAUCAUUCUUCCACGGGCUGCAACGUACCGGCAAACGUUGUUUGUGUGAAUUAGACUGCAUAAAUUAAGCCAUUCGCGCAACACACAGCACCACCAACUCUCUAUCUUUCUCGCGCAAAUGCUGACGCGCACCGGUAGGACGUUCGCGUGCAACCUUUCCCCAGCGUUUCGAAUAGCACCGAUUGCUUCCGCUGCCGAGCUGCGUUGAGCACACGUUGAGUGAUUCCAAUUAAAUCGCUUUAUAAACACACAGCCCCUUACCGAGAGAGAGAGAGAGAGAGAGGUAGAGAGAGGGAAGAAAAGAAGAAAAUGGCCAAACGCUCGCGCGCCACGUGGCACUUGCCCGUUCGAUUGCGUUUCCCUUUUGUUUUUCAACCGUGUGGCGCAGCAGAGAGUGCGGCGAGGAAAGAAAUGGACAAACUGUGGUUCAUCAGAAGAUCUAAACAAACUGGUUGCGGGUACGAUUAAAAGUAAAACAGUAAAACUCGUAAACUAUACGCAUUCUUCAUACUCAUUCAUACCACGUGGCCCCGGGAAGCAUUGAAUGAUCGUGCAUGCUGCGUGCUCGGUCAACUCCUAUCCAAUUGAAGCAAAAAAAAGGGUGUGUGUGUGGCGCGUUGAUCGCACGCUUGGGGUGACACACUUUUUCUCACCUCACAACCUUAUUUGACUGUGUGUGGAGACAGCGGGGAGUUAAAUUUCACUGCCUCACUAGAAGUCACGCACGCACACGACGGGGAGGCAGUUGGGGCUUCCAUCAAACCGUAAAGCGCACACAAAAAGGCACCAUUUUGAUAAUAUUUAACCAUGUUGGACCGGGUUCCUGUACGAUGAUAAACAAAUUUCCCGUGCUCAAGGUUAUUUUUUUUUUGGUGGUGGUGAAUUGCAUGCACCCAUCCCGCUAAAAGUACGCCUGGCGGCCUGGCAAACACACGCGCGUGCAAUACCACUUGAGAUAAAAAUAAGUUACUUCCGUGCCGGGCUGGCUGGUUGUGGUGCAUAUAUGGUGGUACUGCACCACACAACAAGAGAAUAAUGUACAAAUUUGUGUGUUUUUUUUUAAAUAAUUUAGCUGCGUACAAAAAACAAUUCCAACUGGAAUCGAGUUGGUAAAAAAGGCACACACGACCUCUAGGUGUGACAUUCGAUCUUCGGACUCGUCUUCAGCCUCGCGGAGGGAGAUCGUGUGGCGGCGGCGGCGGGUGGGAGAAGGAAGAUGGCUGUUCGAAAUCUUAUAUAACCGAUGGCUAAGCAGUCUGCGGGGACAAAUGGUUGCUUUCUGAAGAAGAUCUGGCAGUGUAAACUUGGCACCGUGGAAGGGAAGGGGAACUUGGAAUGAUCGUUAUCGACCUACUCUCCAUCAAGGUUUCGGUAAAUACCGAGGGGGAAGAUCGUUUAAAUCAACAGUGGCAACAUCGAAAAAAGGGUUGUCAAACGCGGGACAAAGCAACGAAACACACACACACACACUUCUUGGUGGGUCGCUGAUGAAGACGACCGUGAAGGUGAUGGAUGGUGCCUCUACAUUAGACUUUUAUAGGAUAAUCGUACCGUACUUUUGGUCGCUCAAGUACAUGCUACCAUUGGUGAUAAAAGUCACGUGUGUUCAUGCGCUGUGCUUUUGCUCCUACUGCAAUCCACCGAGCACUUCACAUACCAUUAACGCUGCACCACCACUAUCUCUAGUCUAGGCGCGCGCAGACUCUAUCCAGUGCACCUCGGAUGACACAUUCCAUUCCGCGCGGCCCUCGGGUUCAAAGUCCGGGUCCGGCGUAACCCCUUGGAAAUGUUUUAUCGCUCGCACUCUUCACGUGGUUGCGUGUUUUAUUAUUGCUUUUAUGAAUCGUUAACACUGGCAGAAGCGAACUCUCUCUCUCCACAUCCCCCAUGGUAACUCGUGCUCUCGUCAAAGAGAAGAUUUUCUUUCAAGGUCAACCCGUGGUGGAGAGGGAAUGGUAUCCGGCAAGCGGGAUUAACACUACUUCCAGCGCGGUAAGGUGUGGCAGCCUGCAAAGUAAGCAAUCACACUAACGUCACUAAAGUCACUUGGCAGAUGUCUUUCCCGUUUCGGAUUGGGAAAGCGUUGGAAUACCAAAAAAAACCGUCUUUGAAACAUUCCAAAAACAUCCCACCAACGGAUGAGCCACGUAAUACGUUUUCGGCUAUUACGUCCCGGUAGGAGGUAAACCUGUUUUGCCCCGUCCGCUCGGCACUGCCAAGAGAUGCGUCCAGCCGUUCCAGGGCCUGCCCAACCCAACUAUCAACGCGCUAGGCGCGAUCGAUCACGCACUGAUUGCGUGGCAUUGCGUGCGAACGAUCGUAGUACGAACAGACAGGUGGAUUUUGAUGGAUAAUCUUUUUUUCCCGAUUUUCUUUCAACGUGCAAAUAACAAAUGAAUCGCAAACUACGCCGGUUAUUGUCUUACAGUUCACCAUACAUUUUAGUCUUGAUACUUUGCUUUGCGUAAAAAAAAAAAUACGGAACAAACAUAUAUGCUAGAAUAGGGACCGGGGCGCUACAGAGUACAGAGGACACCCUGAGAGAUGAGCCGUCGCCACAGUGUGUUGUGUUCUUUGCCUACCUAUAGAUCCGAUUAAAACAAAACGAAAGAAAAAGACCUCUCCGCGCGUACAAAACUAUGGUGGUGGUACUGGCCCAACUGGUUCAAAUUCGAAUUAACAAAGCUUUAACCGUCUAAUAUUGUGGAUCGCUCGGCGAUCGUCCCCCCGGCGGGGUGGGAAAGAAA